Arabidopsis arenosa is the source of this 1486-nucleotide messenger RNA. NCBI's taxonomy places the organism in Eukaryota, Viridiplantae, Streptophyta, Magnoliopsida, Brassicales, Brassicaceae. The record is from the annotation of a GenBank genome assembly.
CCUCCACAUUCCUCUGUUUCCAUGGCUCUCUCCUUCUUCUUCCCUCUCCUCUUCAUUCUCUUCUUUGUUUCGCCGUCAAAUGCACAGUCGUUUAUCGGAGUAAACUACGGUUUACUAGCCAACAACCUCCCACCACCAUCCGAAACGGCCAAACUCCUUCAAUCUACAUCCAUCCAGAAAGUGAGGCUAUACAAUGCCGAUCCAUCCAUCAUCAAAUCAUUGGCAGGCACCGGCAUCGGCAUUGUUAUCGGAGUAGCCAAUGGCGAUCUCCCGUCUAUCGCCUCCGAUUUCAAUGCCGCCUCUCAGUGGAUAAAUUCAAACGUGCUUCCUUUCUAUCCUGCCUCCAACAUCAUUCUCAUCAAUGUCGGCAACGAGGUGUUGUUGUCGAAUGACCUGAAUCUGGUAAACCAACUUCUCCCGGCGAUGCAAAAUGUUCAAAAGGCUCUCGAGGCGGUUUCACUGGGCGGAAAAAUCAAGGUGUCUACGGUCCAUGCAAUGACGGUGCUAGGCAACUCUGAACCGCCAUCAGCUGGUUCGUUUGCUCCUAGUUAUCAGGCUGGUUUAAAGGGCAUUCUACAGUUCCUUAGCGAUACCGGGUCGCCUUUUGCCAUCAACCCGUACCCAUUCUUUGCGUACCAGAGCGACCCGAGACCCGAAACGCUGGCGUUUUGUCUUUUCCAGCCUAACUCUGGACGGUUAGACUCCAACACUGGAAUCAAGUACAUGAACAUGUUCGAUGCUCAGGUUGAUGCAGUGCACUCUGCUUUAAAAUCGAUGGGAUUCGACAAAGUGGAAGUGUUGGUGGCCGAAACAGGUUGGCCAUCGACCGGUGACAGCAACGAGGUGGGUCCGAGUGUUGAGAAUGCUAAAGCUUACAAUGGAAAUCUCAUUGCUCACUUAAGGUCCAUGGUUGGGACUCCGCUUAUGCCCGGCAAAUCCAUCGACACUUACAUUUUCGCUCUCUUUGACGAGAAUCUCAAGCCUGGUCCUUCCUUUGAGCGAUCUUUUGGCCUUUUCAAGCCUGAUCUUUCCAUGGCUUACGACAUUGGACUCACUAAAACUACUAGUAGUCAGACGUCACAAUCUCCACAGUUGGGAAAAGCAACAUCCAUGGGAUGGUGUGUGCCAAAGGAGGAUGCGACUGAAGAGCAGUUGCAAGAUAGUCUAGAUUGGGUUUGUGGGCAGGGAAUCGAUUGUGGUCCAAUAAUGCCAGGAGGGGUUUGUUUCGAGCCUAACAAUCUUGUCUCUCAUACAGCAUAUGCCAUGAAUCUUUAUUUCCAAAAAUCUCCUGAAAACCCUACGGAUUGCGAUUUCUCCAAAACCGCGAGGAUCACUUCCGAGAACCCGAGUAAGUUAUUUUCCUCUUCAUAUUUCAUAUAAAAUCAUGAGUUGGUAAGUUUGCAUUUGGUUGAAACAAAUCUUAUAACUAAGACACUGUGACACUCAAUAUCUUCUUUCUAUGGUUCAAGAAAAAGCCAUAAUUUAU